This is a messenger RNA of Galdieria sulphuraria, 769 nucleotides long. Its product is annotated as shikimate kinase. Gene Ontology annotation, cellular component: cytosol. The transcript is spliced from 2 exons. The coding region runs from base 167 to 688 and encodes 173 amino acids. The record is from RefSeq and is a predicted model, not a curated record. Lineage: Eukaryota; Rhodophyta; Bangiophyceae; Galdieriales; Galdieriaceae.
AUUAUCUGCAAGGUGCUAUGGUAAGAAGAGAGUUGGGAAGUUUCCAAAGUUAUUGUCGCCAUAUCGAAGAGACUGUGUGUGCAGUUGUUGUAGUGAAUCAAGCUCUGCAGAAGCAGCUUUUGAGCUUAGAAGACUUUUAAGAAAGACUCCUAUAUACAUUGUCGGUAUGAUGGGAAGUGGAAAGAGCACGAUUGGUGAACUCUUAGCUAGAAAGUUGGGCUAUUCAUUUUUGGACACCGUUCAGAUAAUAGAGAGGGCUUCAAAGAAAGAAAUAUCAGAGAUUCUCAAAGAAUAUGGAGAAGAAAAGCUUAGAGAAAUAGAAAGCGACGUUUUGAAUCAAGUUCAAUCUUACGUAUGCUGUGUAGUUGCCACUGAAGGAGGAGUUGUUCUUAAGAACAGCAAUUGGGCUGUUCUUCACAAUGGUAUUGUGGUGUUUUUAGACGCUGCCGUUCCUAUCAUUUUCAGAAGGCUCCAGCGAGAGGAGAAUGAGCUAUUACAAGGAUUCCACUCAUUGGAGAAACUGGAAGAUAUUCGGAGAGCAAGACUACCUUUCUAUUUACAGGCAGAUAUUCAUAUUUUGCUGAAUGAUAACAAGAAUCAAGAAUUAAAUUAUGAAGCUGUUGUAUCUGAGGUAAUAAUUCAACUUACUCAAUUUCUUCGAGAACAUAAGAAACCUGAAACGGUUUGAGAUUUUUUGAAACGUAGAUUGCUGUCAAUGAGAACUAGAAAAAGAGAAAGCGAGAUUUUAGAUAAAGUUUCUUGUGACAUU